AUGGAAACACCGCCAGAGGCUAUACGGCUUUCCUGCAAGCAACGUGACCCUUGUCUGCCGUCUCGAAAGCUCAAUCAAGAGAUACCAAAGACUAGCAGUAAACUUCCAACAAAACGUUUUCUAUGCAAUGGCAAAGGUAUAAUUAUAUUUGACCGCCAAUCUCGUCAAGUUUCCGUACAAUUGUCCCAUCAAAGCCGUCACCCUCCCUACCUAAGCACCGGCAUCCCAGCCAAAUGGAUAAAAUUUAUUAUUGAAAGACAAGACUGGCACUUUAGCGAUCUGCUUUGGAAGGCGAUUGUAGAGGAGAAUGAACGAAAUGGCAAUGGCCCGCUCCUGUUCACUGAAAAAAUGGUGACCAAUUUCUUUGGAAGAUUUCUUGUGAACAGAAAAGGAAAGGGUGAUGUGUACGACGAAAUAGACAUAGAUACUUGGGUCUACGAAGGAGACUAUAUCCCAUCGCCGGUUAAUGAUGGAAAUGCCGGUGAAGAUGAGGGCCCUGAAGAUGAAGGCCCCAUUGUAGGCGCACUCUUGGGGAAGAAAGUGAAG
Messenger RNA from Acaulospora colombiana, 546 nucleotides. The record is from the annotation of a GenBank genome assembly. NCBI's taxonomy places the organism in Eukaryota, Fungi, Glomeromycota, Glomeromycetes, Diversisporales, Acaulosporaceae.